UAAGGCCCAAUGAAUUUGACAUUCGAGACUUUUGGAGGAAUUGUGGACUUUUGAAGCCCAAUCUGUAUUCUAAUUCUCUGGGUCACUUCCCUUCAAGCUUCGCUAGGGUUUUUCGUUGGGGAAAACAGAUCAUUUCUCCGAAACAAUGGCGUCCAAAACUCUAAUUCGAACCGGAGCUUCACUGAUGAAUCGCUUUUUCUUAUCAAAUCCGAUUCUCCACCAAAACCCUAACCCGAAUUCUCAGCUCUUAUCUCGCGGCUUUGAAAUCACUCCUCGGCUAUUCCCUUCUCUCUCUAAAUUUCAAACAUCUCUUCAUUUGACCCAAAAUGACGCCCAUUCCUUCAAUAAACUCUCCAAUGAAGAGUUUUUUCAUCCCUGCGGUUUGCCUUCUCUUCGUUUCUUCUUGCCGGACGGUGAUUCAUCAAGUGAGCCAAUGCUCUUAUUCCCUAAGAGGACAUUUCAACCCAGCCUCAUCAGGCGUAAGAGAAAUCAUGGCUUUUUUGCACGCAAAGCAACCAAGGGUGGUAGGAAAGUCAUUGCACGAAGAAUAGCAAAAGGUCGGUCAAGGGUUACGGCUUAGCAUCGGUAGUCAUAUUGCUGGAAUAAAAAUUUUUGCAUGCAGAAGUUGCCUGUCUUCAUGAUAUGACGAAGCAAAUUAAAGAACUUCGCUCCAUUUUGGUAGCCCAGCCAACCCCUAAUGCCUUGUAGGACUGCAACGCAGUUUUUACAUCUUUCAUAUUUUUAGUUUAUGGUUACGAACGAUUCUUCAUGAAACUCAAGAAUGUUUUGCAGAUAUAUGCAUCUUGAAAUGGUCUCUGCACAUGCUUUGUUUUAACUGGAUCAAAGUCGCUGUUAUCUGUCUAAUUGCUGUUCUAUUUCACGGUGCAAGGAAUACUGUGUAUUCUUUUACCCUA
Molecule: messenger RNA, 914 nt
Organism: Manihot esculenta (cassava)
Lineage: Eukaryota; Viridiplantae; Streptophyta; Magnoliopsida; Malpighiales; Euphorbiaceae
Exons: 3
Coding region: 146-580 (144 amino acids)
Biological process (GO): translation
Cellular component (GO): mitochondrial large ribosomal subunit; ribosome
Molecular function (GO): structural constituent of ribosome
Source: RefSeq, a predicted model, not a curated record